Molecule: messenger RNA, 1162 nt
Organism: Rhopalosiphum padi (bird cherry-oat aphid)
Lineage: Eukaryota; Metazoa; Arthropoda; Insecta; Hemiptera; Aphididae
Exons: 4
Coding region: 165-758 (197 amino acids)
Molecular function (GO): nucleic acid binding; zinc ion binding
Source: RefSeq, a predicted model, not a curated record
AAAAAUCACGUUUCUCUUUUUUUUUUCUCAUCAUACUUGUUCGUUGACGGAAUAUUCUUUCUUUUCGACCCGGUGUCUGCCAGCGUUCUUUUCACGUUUUUUAAAAUUAAAUUUUUUUAUAUUUUUUCGUUUGUUUUUUUACGAAUAACCGACCAAAUACAGUCAUGAGUGCUGGAGUUAUGUGCUAUCGGUGCAACCGAUCUGGUCAUUUUGCCAGGGAUUGCCGUGACAGUGGUUCUGUAAGCAGUGCUACAUUCAGCAGAGGCGGCAGAGGAGGCGGUGGCAGCGGUGGAAUAGGUGGCGGAAGUAGUGAUCGUGAAACAAAUUGUUACAAGUGCAAUCGCAGUGGACAUAUUGCCCGUGACUGCAAAGACAAAGACAGAUGUUACAGAUGUGACGGCGUUGGUCAUAUAGCUCGUGACUGUUCUCAAUCUGCUAGUGAACCAUCGUGUUACAACUGUCGUAAAACAGGACAUUUGGCUCGCGAAUGCCCAGAUGAACGUGCAGAACGUGGCAUGGGCGGUGGUGGAAUGGGUGGUGGUGGUAGCAGUUCUACUUGUUACAACUGUAACAAGAUAGGACAUUUUUCCCGAGACUGUAUGGAAAGCAGAAAUGGCUCUGGAAACUAUUCUGCCCUUUGUCGUAACUGCAAUGUUUCUGGACAUAUGGCUCGUGAUUGCCCAGAGGGUAACAAACAAAGCUGUUACAACUGUGGUGAACAGGGACAUUUGAGUCGUGAAUGCCGCAAGCGUAACUAGUUCCAGAGUUUUUACACCUAAUCUAAUUAUCACAAUUUUGAAAUUCGAAGCCAGGAAAAAAACAAGGAUAAACAUAUAUCAAGAAAAAUUAUAAUAAAAUCUUCUUGUUUAACAUUCUUCUAUCAAUAGUGGUAGCAAUUUUUUUAAAAAACUAAUCAUAUUGUUCACAAUAUAUUUGUGGAUUUAUGUUUCUAAAUAUGAUUUUUAAUUGAACAAGAAAAAUGUAUAUUAAUAACAAACAAAAUAUCAGGAAAUUGUGACAACAAUACAUCUCAAUGUUUAUGUUUGUUCUUUAUCAGUGGGCCUGUUUUCUAUAUAUAAAUCAAACAUUUAUUGUAUGUAAGGGAUUUGUUAUUGUAUUGGUCUUGUUUUUUAUUCAAUAAAACCUGGCUACACCGAGUUUA